Molecule: messenger RNA, 267 nt
Organism: Prunus armeniaca (apricot)
Lineage: Eukaryota; Viridiplantae; Streptophyta; Magnoliopsida; Rosales; Rosaceae
Source: the annotation of a GenBank genome assembly
AUGGCGGACGAUAUUGGUUCAUUUGAGUUAAACACCGGAGCGAGGAUCCCUUCGUUAGGGUUAGGGACCUGGCAAUCAAGCCCUGGCCUCGUCGGCGACGCCGUCGCCACCGCUGUCAAGAUUGGUUUGGUUCUGAAGAAGCUGUUUGAAGACGUUGUGGUGAAUCGCGAGGAUUUGUGGGUCACAUCCAAACUCUGGUGUACCGAUCAUGCGCCAGAAGAUGUGUUAAGAGGCAUUGGACAGGACUCUGCGAGACUUGCAGCUUGA